This is a messenger RNA of Vitis riparia (riverbank grape), 2848 nucleotides long. Its product is annotated as G-type lectin S-receptor-like serine/threonine-protein kinase LECRK3. Gene Ontology annotation, biological process: protein phosphorylation. Gene Ontology annotation, molecular function: protein serine/threonine kinase activity; ATP binding. Lineage: Eukaryota; Viridiplantae; Streptophyta; Magnoliopsida; Vitales; Vitaceae. The transcript has a single exon. The record is from RefSeq and is a predicted model, not a curated record. The coding region runs from base 244 to 2658 and encodes 804 amino acids.
AUGAAGAAGACAGAACCUACAAAAGUUGCAAAGCUAACUGCCACCAUUUAUUCUUUUGGACCAAUAUGGAAGACUUACAGGUGACUUUAGUCACUGAAAUUGGUGCUUGGAAGCAAAAUUUCCAGCAUAUAUGGAUAAGAUUUUCUUAAUAUCCGAGGCUUUCAUGGGAAAUUUCAUCAUUCCCUCCACCGGUUAAGCUUGAGAAUUUUUGGUUUUUGGCUCAAUCUUUGUAAUCCAAAUUCUAUGGCAACUACACUGGCUUCUCAUUCUCUAGGCCAUUGUCUUCUGCCUCUGCUGCUGCUGCUUCUGCUUCUGCUACUGCUGCUGUUAGUUUCGAGUGAUGCUCAAAUUUCUCGUAACUUUACUUCGGGCUCAUCCCUCAUUGCGAGAGACAACAAUUCCUUUUUGGCGUCCCCGAAUGGUGAUUUCGCUUUUGGAUUCCAACAGGUUGGAAGUGGAGGCUUCUUGCUAGCUAUUUGGUUCAACAAAGUACCUGAAAGGACCGUAGUUUGGUCAGCCAACCGCGAUAGUCUGGUGCAAACUGGAUCCAGAGUUCAACUUACCACUGAUGGAGAAUUCAUGCUCAAUGACCCUAAAGGUAAACAGAUGUGGAAGGCUGAUCUGAACAGUACUGGAGUUGCCUAUGCAGCCAUGCUGGACACUGGAAACUUUGUGCUUGCAGGCCACAAUUCCACCUAUCUGUGGCAGAGCUUCAAUCAUCCAACAGACACAAUAUUACCCACCCAGAUACUGAAUCAAGACAGCAAACUUGUUGCUCGUUUCUCGGAGGUGAAUUACUCAAGUGGAAGAUUCAUGCUUAUAUUGCAAACUGACGGGAAUCUUGUGCUUUACACUACUGAUUUCCCAAUGGAUUCUGUAAAUUCUGCAUAUUGGGCAACUGGCACUGUACUCGGCGGGUUUCAGGUGAUCUACAAUGAGUCUGGUGACAUAUACCUCAUAGGGAACAACAGGAGAAAACUCAGUGAUGUACUGUCAAAUAAAGAACCAACAGGAGAAUUCUAUCAGAGAGCAAUUCUUGAAUAUAAUGGAGUUUUCAGACAGUAUGUCUACCCGAAGUCUGCUGGCUCAGGUGCUCCUAUGGCCUGGUCCCCUUUAUCCGCAUUCAUACCUGAAAAUAUCUGCACAAAUAUUACCGCUAGUACAGGCAGUGGAGCUUGCGGGUUCAACAGCUACUGCACACUAGGAGAUCAUCAGAGACCUAUUUGCAAGUGCCCUCCUGGUUACACCUUUUUGGAUCCACACAAUGAAGUGAAGGGAUGCAGACAGGACUUUUAUCCAGAGAUUUGUGAUGAAGGAUCUCAUGAAACAGGUAGGUUUGAUUUUGAAAGGAUGACAAACGUGGAUUGGCCAACGUCAGAUUAUGACCGAUUUCAACUAUUUACUGAGGAUGAUUGCAGAAAAGCUUGCUUGGAAGAUUGUUUUUGUGCGGUUGCAAUUUUCAGAGAUGGGGAUUGUUGGAAGAAGAAAAUCCCUCUUUCAAAUGGGAGGUUUGAGUCUACUAAUGACCGAAUAGCUCUCAUUAAAGUAGAGAAGAAGAAUUCUUCUUUCCCACAUGGAGGUGAAGGUUUUAAGGACAAGCAUGAGUCCAUUCUGAUCCUUGCUGGAUCAGUGCUGCUAGGCAGCUCGGUGCUUCUGAAUGUUCUUCUCCUCCUAGCAACUGCUACAUUCAUCCUCCGCUUGUAUUGCAGAAAACCAGCGAUCAUUGAACCACAACAAGUCAUGGUGGGAAGAAACCUACAAAGUUUCACUUACCAUGAGCUGGAGGAGGCCACCAAUGGAUUCAAGGAUGAACUAGGAAAGGGGGCUUUUGGAACAGUCUACAAAGGGAGCUGCAAUGGAAAUCUGGUUGCAGUAAAAAAGUUAGAAAGGAUGGUGAAAGAAGGAGAGCGGGAAUUUGAAACAGAAGUGAGUGCGAUCGUCAGGACAAAUCACAAGAAUCUAGUCCAACUUCUGGGGUUCUGCAAUGAGGGGCUACACCGGCUUCUAGUAUAUGAGUUCAUGAGCAAUGGCUCCUUAGCAACCUUCCUAUUUGGAAGUUCAAGACCUAAAUGGCACCAAAGAAUACAGAUUAUCCUAGGAACUGCAAAAGGCCUUCUGUACUUACAUGAAGAGUGCAGCAUCCAGACCAUACAUUGUGACAUCAAGCCUCAAAACAUUCUCCUGGAUGACUCCUUAACAGCAAGGAUAUCAGACUUUGGAUUGGCUAAGUUUCUGAAAACAGAUCAGACGCGAACCAUGACUGGAAUCAGGGGAACCAAAGGCUAUGUUGCCCCUGAGUGGUUCAAGACAGUGCCCAUUACAGUCAAGGUUGAUGUUUACAGCUUUGGAAUUGUGUUGCUUGAGCUCAUAUUCUGCAGGAAGAAUUUUGAAGUGGAGGCUGAGGACAAAAGUCCAGUCGUAUUGGCUGAAUUGGCAUACUAUUGCUACAAAGAAGGGAAACUGGAUAUGCUACUGGACAAUGAUGAAGAGGCACUGGAAGACAUGGAGAGGCUGGAGAAGUUUGUGAUGAUAGCAUUUUGGUGCAUUCAGGAUGAUCCACAUCAAAGGCCUGGAAUGAAGAAAGUCACUCAGAUGCUUGAAGGAGCCAUUGAAGUUUCUUCUCCUCCAGACUCAUCCUCAUUUACCCUUUCAGUUUGAUGCUUUCCAUAUAGGCAUAUAGAUAGAUAAUAAUGAUGGCAAUUCACUUAUUUUGGAUUGUUGGUACUGUACUUCAGUUUUUAGUAUCAGACAUCAUGAAGAUAUCAAGUUGUAAUGUAUAACUAAUGUAUGGUUUUGCGUUAUUCUCUAGUCAAUUAUCAAGUUUUUAGUAUUGUUUGGUGUCUGAUUA